CUUUGGGAUCGGCUUUGGGAUCGGCCCCGCGAUUUAGGAUCGGGCCCGGGAUCAGCCCCGGCGUUUGGGAUCGGCCCCAGCCAUGACGCCGUACCGGCAGGAGCUGGAGAAGUACCGCGACAUCGACGAGGACAAAAUCCUGCGGGAGCUGUCCCCGGAGGAGCUGGCGCAGCUGGACGCGGAGCUGGCCGAGAUGGACCCCGAGAACGUCCUGCUGCCCGCGGGGCUGCGACAGCGCGACCAGACCCAGAAGAGCCCCACGGGACCCCUGGACCGGGACGCGCUCCUGCAGCACCUGGAGAGGCAGGCGCUGGAGGCCGAGGAGCGCCAGGACCUCGUGCCCUUCACCGGCGAGAAGAAAGGAAAGCCGUUUGUCCCCAAGGGCCCGGCGCCGGAGCUGCCGCAGGAGGAGCAGGUGACGCUGGAGCCGGAGCUGGAGGAGGCCCUGGCCAACGCCACCGACGCCGAGAUGUGCGACAUCGCUGCCAUCCUGGGCAUGUACACGCUGAUGAGCAACAAGCAGUACUACGAUGCCAUCUGCAGCGGGAACAUCUGCAACACCGAGGGCAUCCACAGCGUGGUGCAGCCGGACCGGUACCGGCCGGUGCCGGACGAGCCCCCGAACCCCACGGACGUGGCCGAGACGCUGCAGCGGCUGCAGGACAAUGACCCCGCGCUGCUGGACGUCAACCUCAACAACAUCAAGGACAUCCCAAUCCCCACGCUCGAGGCCAUCUGCGAGGCCAUCAAGACCAACACCCACGUGCGCAGCCUCAGCCUGGUGGCCACGCGCAGCAACGACCUCGUGGCCAACGCGGUGGCGGCGAUGCUGGAGCAGAACCAGAGCCUGCAGAGCCUCAACCUCGAGUCCAACUUCAUCACCAGCGCGGGGAUGCUGCGGGUCCUGGCGGCCAUCAGCCACUGCCGGACACUGACCGAGCUCCGCGUGGACAACCAGAGCCAGCGCCUCGGGGACUCGGUGGAGAUGGCCAUGGCGGCCAUGCUGGAGCAGUGCCCGGCCGUGCUGCGCUUCGGUUACACCUUCACCCUGCAGGGCCCCCGGGCGCGCGCGGCCGCCGCCCUCACCCGCAACAACGAGCUCCGUCGCCAACAGAAGAAAUCCUGAAAUUCCCCCUGGCCCCGGCCCGAGCUCAGGAGCCGCUGGGAAUAAAGCUGGGAAAACGC
This is a messenger RNA of Corvus hawaiiensis (hawaiian crow), 1185 nucleotides long. It is a transcript of the gene TMOD4, whose product is annotated as tropomodulin 4. The record is from RefSeq and is a predicted model, not a curated record. NCBI's taxonomy places the organism in Eukaryota, Metazoa, Chordata, Aves, Passeriformes, Corvidae. Gene Ontology annotation, biological process: pointed-end actin filament capping; myofibril assembly; muscle contraction. Gene Ontology annotation, molecular function: tropomyosin binding. Gene Ontology annotation, cellular component: striated muscle thin filament; myofibril.